UUUUUUUUUUCGGAAGGGGGCAGCGGGUCGUGAACGAGGAGGUUGAUUCUGAAGGGGUCGGGGAUUGGGAGUGUGAGUUGAGAGAAGUGAGGACCCUCAGAGCCGUGAGAAAGGCCUCCGACGUAGGAGAGCAGCAGCAGCAGCAGCCACAGACAGACCAUCUGCCGUCCGGUUCUACUCCAACCUCCUUUUCCAGAGUUCUUUCAACCCUCGACGCAUAAGACGCCUACCAGUAAGACGCACCACCAGCCGAGAACACCUCCGGCAUUCAACCCCGUAGGAGUGUCGUUUACCGAACAACGAACAUCUGUAAUUUGGGAAGGGGAGGGGGCCGCAAUGUACACGCUCUUCACGGGCCUGUACAAGCAAUGGACGCAAAAGGAGGAAUUCUACGUGAUCAUCUUGGGGCUGGAUAAUGCGGGGAAGACGACCCUCCUGGAAAAGAUAAAAUCCAUAUUCCUCGGCGUCCCCGGCCUCCCCCCCGAAAAGAUCGGGCCAACCGUCGGUCUAAACAUGGGAAAAGUGGAUAUCGCCUCCACCCGCCUGACGUUCUGGGACCUCGGCGGGCAACGCGAGCUGCACAGCAUCUGGUCCAAAUACUACUCGGAAUGCCACGCGAUCGUGUUUGUAGUCGAUGCGUGUGAUCGGGAACGGUUGGAGGAGGUGAAAACUUCCUUCGAAAGCGUGAUAACCAACGAUGAGGUGGAAGGCGUCCCCGUGCUGAUGCUGGCCAACAAGCAGGACGUGCCGUCCGCGAUGCGGAUGCAUGAGAUCAAGGAGGUGUUCAACCCGAUUGCGGUGCAGUUGGGGGCGAAGGAUAGUAAGGUGCUUGGCGUGUCGGCUUUGAAAGGGGAUGGAGUGAAAGACGCGGUGGAUUGGCUGUUUGUCCGGCUGCAGCGGAAUAAAGUGAAUAGACCGCCGGUGUUUACUGCAUGAACCCCCACGCGGAAUCUCGGGGGUACGGCGUCCGCCAUCUGUAUAUAUCACAUCUUCUUUACAAGCGGGAUACAUACAGUAUCUUCCCUUUUUGGGCUCAACACCACUCCCUCGGGCCGCCGUCUGAUGACCGAUAUACAGGUUUAUGGCAAAUGUGCAGCAGUGGUUGAGAACCGGCCACCCCUAUCAUACUGUACAUCUAUCUACCACUACUCUACCCCAGCCGUUCCCAGCCCCUCUCCCGUCACACCCCCAACCUCAACCUCAACCUCAACCCUCCCCUCCCCCGUCCCCUCUCCCCCCUCCUCAACAAACACCCCCCUCCCAUCCCGCCGCAC
Molecule: messenger RNA, 1274 nt
Organism: Fimicolochytrium jonesii
Lineage: Eukaryota; Fungi; Chytridiomycota; Chytridiomycetes; Spizellomycetales; Powellomycetaceae
Product: ADP-ribosylation factor family-domain-containing protein
Exons: 6
Coding region: 337-936 (199 amino acids)
Biological process (GO): protein localization to organelle; Golgi to plasma membrane protein transport; intracellular protein transport
Cellular component (GO): Golgi apparatus
Molecular function (GO): GTP binding; GTPase activity
Source: RefSeq, a predicted model, not a curated record